AUCGAGUUCAAAGUAGUUUCUUCCAUCUACAUGUAGCUUGCACAUCACUUUGUCAGUUACCUACCUUGCCUACCCACCCCACUUCACACUUCGAUUGAUAUCUUGACUUGGCUACAAGCCCUGAGUUUGCAAAGACGCGAUCACACAACGUUGGAGUCAUCCACAAAGACGCGUCUAGGUACGUAUGGUACGACGGACGCCACCUGUCUCAGAGAGAGGCCCUCUGGCAACCGCUUCGGUGGGAGUCGGGGUGGAAGAGAGGCAGGUCUGCGUACCGUCCUACCAAGCCCCCUCCCUCGCUAUAAGCGAUUUAUUUCAUUCCACUCAUACACGAGUCUGCAUGAUGAGGACAAGUUCCUAUCAGCGUAAUCUGAAACGCAAUACGCGUUGAUGAUGGAUCACUCACACACAUCUGACGGCUCGGACUGCACACUCCCUUCACACAUUACACUACCCCAUUCCACACACACACCUCCUCCACUUCGCAUGGGAUCCUCCGGGAGAUACCUUUUCUUCCCUAUCCUUCUGUGGGCUUUGCGGGUUUUGUGGGCUUUGUCGGCUAUUUCACAUCUUUCACGGGUUUAUGUUCGAGGGAUUGCGGGUUUUCAUCACUUACGGGCCUUACCUACGUCCCUCGAGGAGCUUAUCGCACUUGCAUACGUUUCGUGUUUGGCCACGAGAGUCACUGUCUUCCUUCAUGACUUCGACAUAACAUCCCUCUUCUUUCAAAGGCCACCAGAUGACGAACAGAGUACUGGUGGAGAUUCGUGGCUCUGUCCUCUGCGGAGUCGACUAAGGUGCCGCCCCAUGUCUAGGAACGCUCUGGGGCUGGAGAGGAAGAGGGAUCCCUUUUUUUGCAGGUCACCACAUGAUGAACGGAGUACUGGUGGGAUUCGUGACUCGGUCCUCUGCGGAGUCGACUAAGGUGUUCACCCCAUGUCUAGGAACGGUCUGAGGCCUUGUUAAAAGAUGAUACCUUUUCUCCUACACACAUCAAUCUUUUCUCUUCCUUGAUAUACCCCUACACACACACUGAUUACCAAAUCUGCAUUGAUACGGACUGGCAAUGGUUAUGAGGAUGGGAGGUCAUGAUGGAUGAUGUGCUUUGCUUCUUUGUAUGUUUGUUUGUUUACUCAAGGCCGUGUAGCUGGCGGCGGGCGACAGUACAAGAAAACCAGACCAC
Molecule: messenger RNA, 1183 nt
Organism: Paecilomyces variotii
Lineage: Eukaryota; Fungi; Ascomycota; Eurotiomycetes; Eurotiales; Thermoascaceae
Exons: 1
Coding region: 391-924 (177 amino acids)
Source: RefSeq, a predicted model, not a curated record